AGGCGGCCCGCGGGGCAGCUUCCUCCCGCUCUCCCUUCCUCGUCCGGCGGCCGCAAGGAGCGGACCAUGGCCCGCAGCCGCCGCGGGGAAGGCUCCGCGCCGGGCACGGCCCCGCCGCCAGGUCCCCCCGGGGGCACCGGGCCCUGGGCUCGGGGUUAGAGCCUCGCCCCGGGGGGCGCGGGGCCAUGGGCACGGCGUCGUCCCUGGUGAGCCCGGCGGGCGCGGUCGGGGAGGUGAUCGAGGACACGUACGGCGGCGGCGGCGGCGAGGCCUGCGAGAUCCCGGUGGAGGUGAAGCCCAAGGCGCGGCUGCUGCGCGGGUCCCUGCGGCGCGUCGGCGGCUCCCGGCCCGGCGGCCUCAUCGGGGCCAGCUUCAAGUCGACGGCCUCGGUGCAGGAGCUGGAGUGCGUGGCCGAGUACGAGCGCCUGAGGAAGGAGUACGAGAUCUUCCGCGUCAGCAAGAACAACGAGGUGGCCUCCAUGGUGAAGAAGGAGGCCAAGCUGGACAGGGAGAACAAGCGGCUGCGCGCCGAGCUGCAGGCACUUCAGAAAACAUACCAGAAAAUACUUAGAGAGAAAGAAAGUGCAUUGGAAGCUAAAUACCAAGCCAUGGAGAGAGCUGCUACUUUUGAACAUGAUCGAGACAAGGUCAAAAGGCAAUUCAAGAUUUUUAGAGAAACUAAAGAAAAUGAGAUUCAGGAUUUACUGAGGGCCAAACGAGAGCUAGAAGCAAAACUCCAGAGACUGCAGGCCCAGGGAAUCCAAGUGUUUGAUCCUGAAGAGUCUGAUUCUGAUGAUAAUUGUACAGAUGUUACAGCUGCUGGGGCACAAUCUGAAUACUGGAAUGGAGGAGUGUUGGGAAGUGAGCCAUCCAUGGGUAGUAUGAUGCAACUUCAGCAGUCUUUCAGAGGGCCUGAAUUUGCACAUAGCUCCAUAGAUGUCGAGGGGCCAUUUGCAAAUAUAAACAGAGAUGAUUGGGAUGCUGCUGUUGCCAGUUUAUUGCAGGUUACUCCUCUGUUUUCCCACUCUCUGUGGAGUAACACAGUGAGAUGUUAUAUUAUCAGUACUGAUGAGACUCAGCCAGAAGUGACCAUCUUCAUUAGAAACUACUCCCCAAAACUUCAGAGAGUCUGUGAAACAAUGGGGUACUUCUUUCAAGUUGUUAAUUUUUCAACAGAGAAUGAAAGGCCUCUUCAGAAUGUAAGAAAAUGGGAAAUUGAAAAAAGUUCAUUAGUAAUUUUGCUCCUGCAUUUAACUUUGCCAAGUUGUUUGUUGGAGGACUGUGAAGAAGCCUUCUUGAGAAAUCCGGAAGAAAAACCUCGGUUAAUUUACCACAGAAGGGAGGAUGGCAAAGUCAGUUCAGUCUCAGUGCAGCAGUUAAUUGAGCAAAUUUCUUGCAUGAACAAAGCAAAGGUGAUUGACCAUGUUGGAGGUAUGGAGGAAGGAGCAUAUGAAAUCUAUAAUUGUGUGGAAAAAAUAAUUAAACAGGAUAUACUGGGGUGUGAAAUGACAGACCUAGAAGGCAAGGAUUUGGGUAAUAAGGAAGACUCCUCUGCUCCUGAAGAAGAAGUUUUUGGUGAUGUAUUGUGGGAUGCACAUGAUGAACAAGAACAGAUGGAAGCUUUUCAGCAGGCCUCUAAUUCAACAUGUGAGCUGGGAUUUGAGAAAUAUUUUGAACGUCUGAAUGACCUAGUAGCAGCACCAGCACCAAUUCCACCAUUGCUUGUAUCAGGAGGACCAGGCUCUGGGAAAUCUCUUCUUCUGUCUAAAUGGAUUCAAUUACAGCAGAAGCAUUCACCAAACACACUAAUUCUUUACCACUUUGUUGGGAGGCCCUUGUCUACUAGUUCAGAAUCUGCACUGAUAAUUAAGCGCCUUACUCUGAAGCUUAUGCAGCACUCUUGGUUAGUAUCACCUCUGACUUUCGAUCCAGCUAAACUUCUGGAAGAGUUUCCCCGUUGGCUGGAAAAGCUUUCUGCACGCCAUCAAGGCAGCAUUAUUAUAAUUAUAGACUCUAUUGACCAAAUACAGCAAGCUGAGAAGCAUAUGAAGUGGUUGAUAGAUCCACUGCCAGUGAACGUGAGAGUGAUUGUAUCAGUGAAUGUAGAAACGUGUCCACAGGCGUGGAGGUUAUGGCCUACUCUUCAUCUUGAUCCCCUCAAUUCCAAAGAUGUUAAAUCUCUCAUUAGUGCAGAAUGUAACUCUGCAAAUGUUAAAUUGACUAAAGAGCAGGAGAAGAAGCUUGAAAGACAUUGUCGUUCCGCCACAACUUGCAAUGCCUUGUAUGUCACUCUCUUGGGGAAAACCAUUGCUUGUGUUGGAAAAACAGGAAAUAUUGAUGAGAUUCUUCAGCAGUGUUGCCAGUGUCAAGACACAGUGUCACUGUACAGGCUUGUUCUGAGAUCAAUUCAGGAAUCAUUGCAGAGUGAUAAAGAGAAAGAUCUUUUGAGAGAGAUACUGUGUGUCAUUGGUGUCAGCCACAAUGGGGUGAGUGAGUCAGAGCUGAUGGAGCUUUAUCCUGAGCUGACUUCUGUAGUGCUGGCCUCACUUCUUCAUAGCCUGCACAAAAUGUGUCUGCUGACAUAUGGCUGUGGUUUGCUGAAGUUCCAACACCUCCAGGCUUGGGAGAUGGUAAAACUAGAGUAUAUGGAAGCAGGUGAAAAUGUUAUUUCUGCCUAUAGACAAAAACUAGUGGAAUAUUUUACCAUGCAGUUAAGUCAAGACCGAGUGACUUGGAGAAGUGCAGAUGAACUUCCCUGGCUCUUCCAACAGCAGGGAGAUAAGCAAAAGCUACACAAGUGUCUUUUGAAUCUCUUUGUGUCCCAAAACCUUUACAAAAGGGGACAUUUUGCAGAACUGCUGAGUUACUGGCAGCUGGUUGGGAAAGAUAAGAGCUCUAUGGCAGCUGAGUAUUUUGACUCCCUGAAAGAAUAUGAAAAAAGCAGUGAGGGAGAGGAAAGUAUGAUCUGCCUGGCUGAUCUUUAUGAGACCCUGGGACGGUUUCUUAAGGACCUAGGUCUUCUCAGUCAGGCUGUAGCUCCUCUGCAGCGCUCUCUGGAGAUUCGAGAGACUGCGCUGGAUCCAGACCACCCCAGGGUGGCACAGUCACUCCACCAGCUGGCAGGAGUGUAUGUUCAGUGGAAGAAGUUUGGAAAUGCUGAACAGCUGUAUAAGCAGGCAUUGGAAAUCUCUGAAAACGCCUAUGGAGCUGAACAUCCUCGGGUGGCCCGUGAACUUGAUGCACUUGCAACCUUGUACCAAAAGCAGAACAAAUACGAACAAGCUGAGCAACUGAGGAAAAAGUCCUUCAAAAUACGCCAAAAAGCAGCAAGGCAGAAAGGCAGUCUGUGUGGCUUUGCUCUCCUGCGUCAAAGAGCCCUGCAACUGGAAGAGCUCACGUUAGGCAAGGAUACAUCAGAUAAUGCUCGAACUCUAAAUGAGCUUGGAGUCCUCUACUACCUGCAGAAUAAUCUUGAGACGGCAGAGCUUUUCCUGAAGCGCUCAUUGGAAAUGCGGGAGCGAGUCCUGGGAUCUGAUCACCCAGACUGCGCACAGUCUCUGAACAACCUGGCAGCCCUGUACAAUGAGAAGAAGCACUAUGACAAGGCUGAGGAGCUCUAUGAGAAAGCUUUGGACAUCAGGAGGAGAGCCUUAGCUCCAGAUCAUCCCUCCUUGGCUUACACUGUGAAACACCUGGCAGUGCUGUACAAAAAGAUGGGAAAGCUUGACAAGGCUGUUCCUCUGUAUGAGCUAGCAGUUGAAAUUCGACAGAAGUCAUUUGGCCCAAAACACCCGAGUGUAGCAACUGCUCUGGUAAACCUGGCUGUCCUUUACUGUCAGAUGAAAAAACAGAUUGAAGCUUUGCCCCUCUAUGAACGCGCACUAAAGAUUUAUGAAGACAGCUUUGGCCAAAUGCAUCCUCGCGUGGGGGAAACAUUGAAAAACUUGGCUGUGCUAAGCUAUGAAAGGGGAGACUUUGAGAAGGCAGCUGAACUUUACAAGAGAGCUAUGGAAAUAAAAGAAGCAGAGACUUUGUUGAUAGGUGGAAAAGCAACUUCUCGACACUCAUCAAGUGGAGACACAUUCAGCUUAAAAAGUGCAUUAUCACCAAACGCUUUGCUGGAACAUGGACAAAGGUGAUACAAACCUGCUCCAAGAAAAGGCAGUCUCUAUAUUCAAGUAGACAGAAAAUUACUAAGACAAAUCCAUUUUUCCAAGGAUUAUGUACUGUUUUGGGACUGACACCUGUCUUCAUGAAUUCUGCCUUAACUUUGCAGACUGUAUGGUACAAAGUGAGCUUCUUUCAUUGUUCAUAGGUACACAUGUUAGUCACUAGUCAAGUUGUAGCUAAUACCAAAACCAUGGACUUGAUGCCUCCUAGCCUAAGUGCCAGGACUAUAACAAAUUAAACUGAACCACUUGUACAAACUAACUCUAAGACGCAUUUCUUACUUCUGUGUUGUAACAGCAUGGCUUAGAGAUUUGUGUAUUUUUGUAUCAUCGAUCGUUCCUGCUUUUUUACAAGCCUUUAAAGUUGUUUCUGAAGAAAUAGUAAUUUUGAAAAAAACUUUGAAAAUACUGUUUAACCUCAAGCUUUACCUGCAAGGAUAUUUCAGCUUAAGCAAACUUUCAUUCAAGGGAGUUGUGCAAAAUUAAGUGGUUUCCUUGGGAAACUAGGGUAUCUAAAUAUAUCAUGGUCAUCUACAGUUAAAGCUGUUGAAGGAUUCCACUCUGUUCAAUAAAAAUACUUCCAGUGAGGAAUCAGAGUGAAGAUGAUUAUGGCCAGAUUUCCUGUUCUUAAACCUUUAGCAGUACACCUACUGUUUAGUCUUACUGAAUCCCUUAAAACACAAGAAUGUUUGUAUUAGCUGGGAAAACCUAGUGAUGCAAAGUAGAUUGCCAUCAGAUAAAGAAAUAUUAAUCAAA
Messenger RNA from Pyrgilauda ruficollis (rufous-necked snowfinch), 4925 nucleotides. RefSeq names its product nephrocystin 3 (gene NPHP3). The coding region runs from base 186 to 4139 and encodes 1317 amino acids. Lineage: Eukaryota; Metazoa; Chordata; Aves; Passeriformes; Passeridae. Gene Ontology annotation, biological process: convergent extension; kidney development; determination of left/right symmetry. The transcript is spliced from 27 exons. The record is from RefSeq and is a predicted model, not a curated record. Gene Ontology annotation, molecular function: protein binding.